Molecule: messenger RNA, 1376 nt
Organism: Poecilia reticulata (guppy)
Lineage: Eukaryota; Metazoa; Chordata; Actinopteri; Cyprinodontiformes; Poeciliidae
Source: RefSeq, a predicted model, not a curated record
UCAGCAUCUGUGACGAAAAAACAAGCAAAAAAAAUCCAUAUUUUAACUGAAUCGACUGGAAACUGAACUUCUGGGAUUUGGGAGGCAAAGACAAAAGAAGAUAUUUUUCUGUUUUUUGUUCUUUUUUUCCGUCUUCUUCACAAGUCAGAUGCGGGGUCGUUGGACGUGAUUGGGUUUUGGAGGACAACAGAAAAACAACAGAUUUUAUACUGUUUGGUUUUUUCCUGGACAAUGCUAAACCACAGACAGGCCAGUCGGAGCCAGAAGAAGGCCAGCCUCACACCAAGCAAGAGGUUUGGGUCAGUGACCAAACUAUUGGGAAUACUGCUGGUGUCCAAGUUUAAAAUGGAAAACGCAUUGAAACGCAGCAGAGCGAGAAGAGAGAAAGCAGGCCAAAAGUGGAGAUUUCUAGAUUUUACGACAUCAAUUACUGUCGCGUCUUUAAAGUAAGUUUGGUGCUUUUGUUGCUCUCCUGAUCUGAAUAGAGACGUACGUAUACUGGGAUCAGUGGUGUGGAAUCCUCAGUGUUUUCUGCAUCAAAACCUGCCAAACAUGAUGUGAAUGGAAACAGGACUAUUCCGCCCUUUCCAGAGGGGACACAGAUGGUGAUGUUUGGCAUGGGCUGCUUCUGGGGAGCAGAGAGGAAGUUUUGGAGAGAGAAGGGAGUUUACUCCACCCAAGUGGGCUACUCUGGCGGCUACACGCCCAACGCCACGUACGAGGAAGUGUGCACAGGCAGAACUGGACACACUGAGGUGGUGCGAGUUGUUUACCAUCCAGAGGAGAUCAGCUUCAACAGCCUGCUGAAGGUUUUCUGGGAAAGUCACGAUCCGACUCAAGGAAUGCGUCAGGGGAACGAUGUCGGGACAACGUACCGCUCUGCCAUCUACGCCUACACUCAGCAGCAGCUUGAGGAAGCGUUGGCCUCCAAGGAUCAGUACCAGAAGGGUCAGUGGGAAGAGGAGGACAACAUCAGGGGUCGGACAGAUGGAUUGCAAUUAGAGUUUUAUUUAAAGGCGAAACUGAGAUGCUGCAGAACAGGCGGUCAAAAGGAAACCAAUUCACAAAGCGAAAUGGGCCUGGCAGAGCGGCUCACUGAGACAAAAGAGAUAACCACAAAACAGCCUUCACCAGGGACAAAUGCAGCAGAAAAAAGCUGCAAACAAAAAAUGUUGCAAUCACAGAAAAUAGAAACAAAAAAUACCGCAUAUAGCAAGAGCAACAGCAAGUGUGAAACUUUGCUCCACAAAAGUCCUCCAUACCACUAGGGGAGUGUUUCUCAAACUUUUUCAGGCCAAGGACCAACAAACACUCACGGACCGCCUAAUUGCCCCGCAGUCACACAACAUCUUAAUAUAUACAACCUGAAAUGAAAA